AGCAGAAGUGGCAACAUCAGCCGCUUUGGUCCGGUUCUAAUCAGUUCUUAUGGUACGUAACUCUUCACGCUACCAGGAAAACGUCCUUGGCCGAAUCCUGGAAGAUUCUGCAACAACUUGAACACUUUUUUUAAAAAGUGACAAAAACGAGAACAGACAGUGACUUACUCAAAGAUUUCCACUUCAGACAAACAAACUGAAGGUAUAUAAAGUCUGUGUUUCCAUCUCUGAGACAUCCUGUGAGCAGAAACUGCUGCUGGAACAGACUCUUCAACUAAUCAUCAAAACAAGAUGGCUGCAGGUCUUGUCUUCACUCUGCUUCUUGGUCUGAGCUUUGGACUCUGGGAUGGAGCUGAUGCCGGAUGUCACCUGAGAGCUCCCACAGAACAUGACUGCACUGCAGGGUGGAGUUGGUUCCAGCGUCGCUGUUUCAUGUUUGUGCCUAAUCCUAUGUCUUGGGCUACAGCAGAGAAACAUUGCAUCUUUUUGAAUUCACAUCUGGCCUCAUACCACAGUACAGAGGAGUACACCUUCAUCAGAGACCUUAUCCACAAAACAAGUGGAGCACACACACCAUCUUGGGUUGGAGCUCAUGAUUCAGCAGAGGAAGGCACCUGGAUGUGGAGCGAUGGUUCCAAAUUUAUCUUUACCAACUGGGCAACCGGUGCACCAAAGAACAAUGGUGGACUCGAACACUGCAUGAAGAUCAAUGUAGCAGAACAAGAACAUGUGAAUGAUGAGAACUGUGCCAACAAGCUUCCCUUCGUCUGUGUUAGUCCCGUCUAACUUUUCUCUUCUUGUGCCUUUUAAUCUGAAAUGCCCAUAUGGCUUUCCUGCUGAUGAUGUCACUUCCACCUGGAUGUCAAGCCUCGAUGACAUCACUGCUGGAAGAACCUGAUUUCACUUUAUUUGAUCACUUAAAUAAAUGUUUUCUUUCUCUGAAA
Messenger RNA from Gambusia affinis (western mosquitofish), 944 nucleotides. RefSeq names its product ladderlectin-like. The transcript is spliced from 7 exons. The record is from RefSeq and is a predicted model, not a curated record. The coding region runs from base 292 to 786 and encodes 164 amino acids. Lineage: Eukaryota; Metazoa; Chordata; Actinopteri; Cyprinodontiformes; Poeciliidae. Gene Ontology annotation, molecular function: signaling receptor activity.